This is a messenger RNA of Biomphalaria glabrata, 1264 nucleotides long. RefSeq names its product transmembrane protease serine 9-like. Lineage: Eukaryota; Metazoa; Mollusca; Gastropoda; Planorbidae. Gene Ontology annotation, molecular function: serine-type endopeptidase activity. The coding region runs from base 121 to 957 and encodes 278 amino acids. The transcript has 7 exons. The record is from RefSeq and is a predicted model, not a curated record. Gene Ontology annotation, biological process: proteolysis.
UUGUUUCCAGUUGGUAAGGUAAGACUCCUAGAUGUAGAGAAAGCAAUGCGUAAUCCUUCGAAUAAAAAAAAGGAAAUAUAAUCAAACUGUUAUAAACGAAACAAAACACCCAGUAUCAAAAUGUUUUGCUUGCCAGAGAUGCCUAAAGUACUCCUAAUUAUUAUUUACUUUUCUUUAAGCGCAUUGCAAGUUGUCAACUCACAAACUGGAGGGUGCGGACCCAAUCACAGCCGGGGCCGUGUCGUGGGAGGCUGGCCAGCUGCCGAAUGUGAGUUCCCCUGGCAAGUAGCUAUCACCAUAGGCACUGUGUUCUGUGGGGGUACUAUCGUGGACAAGCGACACAUCGUCACAGCAGCACAUUGCAUGAAGGACAAAAAGACGGGACAGCCUUUUCCAGCUAGUAGCGUGUACGUCAGAGCAGGCUCUUCAUUCCUCUCUAAUACCAGAGUUUACAGAGUGUCUAAUGUGAACGUCCAUCCAAAGCACACGUCCAUACUUAAAGAUUAUGAUGUGGCUGUGUUAACUUUAGCCCAAGAUUUAAUCUUUUCCUACUGCGUGGCUCCAGUUUGUCUCCCUGACCCUGGGGAGAACGCAGACGAUGUGGACUAUUGUACCACUUCAGGCUGGGGAGUUACUGAUUUCUACUCGAACGCACUUCCGCAGAGACUUCGUUCUGUGGAACUCCCCAUCGUCGACCAAUAUUUGUGUCAGCAAAGUUAUGGAACUAGACUCGUCAACAACCUGAAACUGUGUGCUGGAGAUUACUACAAUGGUGGUACUGACAGUUGCCAGGGUGACUCUGGCGGCCCAUUGGUGUGCCUUAAGCAAGGCCGCUUUGUCCUUUAUGGAAUUGUUUCCUUUGGAACAGGUUGCGCAAAGCCUUAUUACCCAGGAAUCUACACAAGAGUGACCAGUUACUACAUUAGGGCGUUUAUACAAUCUGCUCUGCAGAAUUAAAAAUAUGGCAAAGACAGAUCCUUACUUAUACUUAUUGUGUCUAUUGUGUUCUAUACUUUUUUUUAUAGUGUGCAUCUGAACUAUUCUGAACAUUUUGAUUUGGUAAUAUAACUUUAAUAUGUCGAAGGGAAAUGAAUAAACUAAAACACUAGAUUUUAUUGCUGCCUGACCUCUCGAAUACAAUUUUACUGACAGUUUAUGAAAUAUAAAUAAGCAUUGAUCUUCAUAAAAUAUGUUGUAAAUUGUAAACACUCUCCAAUAAACUUUGUAUAAACUGUUCCUAUCAAUAAAUAUAUGUUAUUGUUUU